Molecule: messenger RNA, 3571 nt
Organism: Mizuhopecten yessoensis (Yesso scallop)
Lineage: Eukaryota; Metazoa; Mollusca; Bivalvia; Pectinida; Pectinidae
Product: noggin-2-like
Exons: 2
Coding region: 779-1585 (268 amino acids)
Biological process (GO): negative regulation of BMP signaling pathway; negative regulation of cell differentiation; dorsal/ventral pattern formation
Source: RefSeq, a predicted model, not a curated record
AGUCUGACUGUUUACGCGGGCGGGACUGGUUCCACUUCUGGCUCCGCCUCAAAAGCAGUGUCAUUGAUGCCGUCAGCAGCGUCAUUUGUACGUUUGAUAUAAGUAGGGAUCAAUAGCGUCUUGUAAGCCGUAAGAGGCUAGCAGUGUGAGACAGAUGUUCAUUGAGUGUGUGUGAUCCACGGGUAGGUGUUACGCAGUUUGACCAGAGACAGGCGUCGAAUCUUGCUAAUCUGUAUGGAAAUUGUGUGUUUACACUGUUGUGAUUAUCAGGCGGCGUGCCAUCAGCAGCCGAUACUUGCAGUGAGACGUGGUUACAGCACUAAAGGUAUAUAAGCUGUAUGGUGACGACAGUCGGGCUCCACUGAUGCCCUGUAGAUAUCUACGAUGAACCUUCCGUCUUAAAACACUUCCAUCUGUGGUCAUCGUAAGACAUUUUUUGACACGUGAUCAUUUCAGUGGUCAAUUCAAAUGUGGUCGAUGAACCUGUUGUCGUGGUACUUCCGACUCUAGUCACCAUAGACAUUUUUGACUUGUGGUCAAUUUAAAUGUGAUGCGACGUGAAGUUACUUGUGGUUCGUGGUUGAGUUACGUCAUUUUGGUUUUUGUGGCUGUAGCCACCUGUUUGUGGUCAGCGUUACGCUCGCGACGUGUGGUCAAACGACACAUGUGGUCAGUUGACACUUGUAGCACUUAGACGUCUUAUACUAUUAGUGGCACAUGGGGAUUACAAAACAGCGUGAUAAUAUUCAAUAUUGAUGGUCCCCUAGCUAUUUUCGCCAUGGACAUAUGCAAUCUCUUGGUCACGAUGUCCCUGAUGGGCGAGUCCCUGUACGUCCUCUCAAACAACGAUGACGAAAAACCUUUGACAAACAACAUAUUCCCGGAGAGACACAGAAUCCCGUCUCCGGACAUGUUUCCGGGGCAACACAUGAGUCCCUCGCCGUCUAACGAUCCCAGACCGUUCAUACACCUUCCUCCAUUUAACGGUCAAUAUAGACCAAGGAAAAAGGACCUUAAGACAAAGAAAUUGUUGAAAAAACUCGGUGAAAGCUUUAUGCCAUUUUGGAUGUCCAUCGAAUCUCCAUUAAGUUCAUCCUCUGAUUUUGACUUUGUGACUUUAUCAACUGCAGAGCAGAGCAAUAUAGACGGAAGAUUGGCGGAAGACUUUGACCAUAUAAACUUCACCUUCACCAAUCGUAACGGGCUGGUGGUAGACGUAGGCGAGGAAAACAUCGAACUCUUCAAACGGUGGCUCAUCGUGCAUGGCACGUGCCAGGUCACGUAUGAGUGGGAGGACCAGGGUCCGCUGUUUUGGCCACGAUGGAUAAAAAAGGGAACAUGUUCCAAUGACGUUUCAUGUUCCUGGCCAAUCGGAAUGCACUGUGUCCCAAAAGAGAGUAAAAUGGUUCAGUUACUUCGAUGGAACUGCCGCAUGAGAAGGCCGAGAAAAGACUUCCGACGGAAACAUUUGAACCAAAUAAUGGCUGGUGUAACGAGAAAGCGGAAAAAUCGUAAAAAGCGGAUGAGAUGUCGAUGGAUUAAGGUUCAAUAUCCGGUCACUGAUGAAUGUUUCUGUUCGUGUUAACUAAUGCUAGAUAGUUCACUUGUGUGAACUUGAAACACAUUUUACACAAAUGCUAUUGAACUCGUGGUUCUGGGACACACAUAUCCAAACACGUGGCGCGUCGUUCAACUCCUGACAGUACGGCAGAUCGGAUUGAUACAUUAUAUGUUAUAGGAUAAUGAUUUGUCACAAUCGAUCAUUGCAGUGCCACUAGUAUACAGCAUCGGUAAAUACUAGUACUGUGGCCACCACUGACACCUGGACUUAACGCUGAACAGUUUUGUCAAGUUAGACAAAUAUAGGGAUUUAUAGUGUACUAGAAGAAGACGAACAGAAGAAAGUUUAAGUGGGCUGUUUCCGCUAGGCUGAUGUAGAGGAGAAUUUGAGUUAUAAACUACAUUGUACCAAGACAUUUUCUUUAUAAGAUAUUCAUUAAAACGACAGUUUAUAUUUCUUAAGAAACUUUCUAACGGUAUCUUCAAGAAGUCUUGACAUUCAAAGUUCAUAUUCAGUAAAACCCCAAUAUAAGGCCCCAUCAUUUUAAUUGCCACCUCGCAUAACGAAAUUAAAUAUUUCAAGGUCCAAUUUUUAUUCCUUUUUCAUCAAAUCCGUCAUACGUCUCAACCGUUAUUUAUCAACUAACCCCUUUAUAAUGCCAAACUCUUGCGGGACAAACAGUGGCAGUAUAACGAAGUGUUAUGGUAUAUAUGCAUAUUUGCAAAUAAAACAAUUUCAACAUCCUGUUAUCUCGCACUCUAUUAACAGUUCGAUGUUCAUAUGUAGGUUCAGAGUACCGUUAUAGCUGCGUAUUAUCUUUUUCAAUUGUAUCAUUAAAUACAAAUGUAAGCCCAUCCGAUAGUCUUCAAUUCAGGGGAACCCAAGUGUGUAUGUUUUAUUGAAACAUCGAUCGACGGCUGCCUUGAUCGAUUUUUGUGUUGUUGAGAAUUUCUUAGCUAUGUUAUUAAUUUUCAAAAGGCGUUGAUAAGUGGCAAAUAUUGCACGUGUCCCUAUCCGCGGUCGCAGAUGGCGCAAGAUUUUGUGUGAAUGAAUACGUUCACGAGUGCACGUAGCGCGCGACUCGGAAUGUGUAUAUAUUUCCGCACAAUAAACGAGUUCUAUCUGUGACAUAAGAUGGAGAGAUGUGUGAUGUUGCAUUUACGACAUACCCAGAACUGAUUGUUAGGUGCAUAUUGCAUUUUCUGAAGAAGAAAAACAAACAAACUAAAAGCUAUCCUGUUUCAAUGUUGUUCUUUAUUUUUUACGUUGACAUUGAGCCUUCGGAGCUUUCCGGCUAAAGCUGUAGUCCCGCAAUUUAAGUGAAAGUGUCAACGAUUCAUUCAUCUCACAUUUGAUUGUUUUAAAGUUACGCUGUUUUGGAAAAGUUCUGACGUCAUUGUUUUACACAGCUAAUGUCGGACACAUCGGGGAGUAGAGGGAGGCUAUCUCCUAUUUCGAACAGGCGCGUCCACCAUUUUGUCAUAUCAAAAUCUAUAUAUAUAUAUCAACAUCGUAGAAUGUAGACAAGGCUACGUGCUGAACCGGAAGUGAAGUUACAUACAGGUUUUGUAAUUCUAUGCAACUGACGGUUUGUUGUUGAAAUUGAACUGUUUUGAAUAUUCAACAGUGUCUAUAAUUUUAUUUGGUUCAGGGAACUACAUUUCUGCGCGAGAAGUUAUAUUGAGUAACGCGCCUCAGUCAAAAUAAUCACCGUGGACUUUCAUACGCAGGUUAGGAUAUGGUAGUAUAUGUACAGUUAUGAGUUGAGAGAAAAAAAACACUUGGAUACACCUUGGAGGUCACAAUGGUAAACGAUUUGACCUGAUGGUAUGAUACAAAUCUGACGAAGGUGACAGAUCAUCAUCGAAACUAUAACAGAUUAAUAACCUGUAUACGGUUGUGUCUAAAACAUUGCUUUACAUGUAUAUGAAUUCAGCAUGUUUUCAGACAAACUCUGGUAGACAAAUAAAAGACACUGUACUAAUUAAAAAAAAAGUCGCCUGCAAAAUU